AUGGCAACCACAGACCUACCGGCACACGGGGAUGGAGCCGCCCCUUCGCCGUGUAACCCUAUUGCGAUAGCCCUUCCCGAGAAGUUUGACUUCCGGCGCCCGGAAACUUGGAAACGCUGGCUUACCAGAUGGGAACGGUACAGGAUUAUAUCGGGCCUCAACAAACAGAGUACAGAUAGGCAAGUAAAUUCUUUCCUCUAUGCCUUGGGCGGCGAAGCCGAGGAUGCCCUUGUCGCCACGCGACUGUCGGACGCCGACUCGAAGGAAUACGAUAAGGUGGUCGCCGCGUUUGACAAGUACUUUGUUCCACGUCGGAACAUAAUCUACGAAAGGGCACGGUUUAAUCAGCGCUGCCAGCUGGAGCAGGAGCCGGUUGAAUCGUUCAUAAAGGAGCUCCACCGUCUUGCGGAUUCUUGUGAAUUCGGUGCGCUGAAGGCCGAACUGAUCCGCGACAGGCUCGUGGUUGGACUGCGGGACCGCUCGCUGAGCGAAAAGCUGCAGCUGGAUGCAGAUCUCACGCCGGACAAGGCAGUAAACACAGCCCGUAACUCUGAGGCAGUUAAGGGCCAGCAACAGGUGCUGCAUGGAAACGGCGCGGCUCAACGGACAGAUCUAGACGCUCUCACAGCAGGUGGAAGGGUGCCCUUGAAGCCCACUGGUGGCCGAGACAGCGUGCCGACAGAGCCAUGCGGUUGGUGUGGCGGCACACGUGGCCAUCCCAGAACGAGCUGCCCAGCCCAAGGACAGACUUGCCGCCUCUGUGGAAAGAAGGGACAUUAUGCGACGGUCUGCAAAUCUGCUAAGAAAGACAGGAAGCAGAAGGAAACACGACGAGGUCGUGCACGGGGUGCGGCUCGGAAAGGCGCUUUGGAAGAGGUGUUUCUUGGAGAAAUGCACCUCUCGCCGGCAUGUGACCCGUGGUUCAUCACAGCCUCCAUGGAUGGGAGACAACUCAAAUUCAAGGUCGACACAGGUGCCGACGUGACUGCAGUGCCAGGAGCUUCGCUCCCGCCAGACGUUUGUUUGAAGAAACCCACGAAAGCGCUCUAUGGACCUGGGAGGAUCAAAGUAAAGACCAUUGGGCAGACAAGAGUUAACAUAUCCUGGAACGGAAACACAACGACGCAAGACGUGUUCGUCGUGGAUGGCUUGCAACAUGCCCUUCUUGGAAGGCCUGCCAUACGAGCACUAAACGUUCUCCCAGAGUUGCUCGCACUAGAGGACAGCACAGGAAGCGAUCCUGUGUUCUCCGAGUAUUCAAGGUUGUUUGGUACCCUCGGACAGCUCGCAGUCAAGUACAAAAUUAAAUUGGUACCCGGUGCGACGCCACAUGCUGUGACCUACCCGAGACGCGUGCCGUUACCGUUGCUCCCUGCCGUCCAUGACGAAGUGCGCCGCAUGGAGGAACUCGGCGUGAUACGGAAGGUGGAACACGCCACAGAAUGGUGCGCCCCAAUGCUGGUGGUGAAGAAAAAGAAUGGAAAACUUCGGAUAUGCGUUGACUACGCAGAGCUUAACAAACAAAUAGUCCGGGAGCGUGUCAUGAUGCCAACAGUUGAAGAAAAUCUCAGCAAGAUAUCUGGCGCAGCCGUCUUCAGCAAGCUCGACGCCAAUGCUGGUUAUUGGCAAUUCCCCUUGUACCCGGAAAGCUCCGAGUUAACGACCUUCAUCACGCCUUUGGGACGAUACCAGUUCCUCCGCCUGCCCUUUGGCAUCGCCACAGAACCAGAGUUCUUUCAGAGAGAAAUGUUACGAAUUCUGGAAGGCCUAGCAGGGACUACUUGUCACAUGGACGACAUUCUGGUUUACGGGAGUAACCGCAAGGAGCACGACAAACGCCUGGACGCUGUGCUCCGGAGACUUAGUGACGCAGGUGUCACUUUCAAUAAGGAAAAAUGUGAGUUCGGAAAGCAGAGGAUCCAGUUCCUGGGGCAUAUCCUAUCACCAGGGGGGAUAUCCGCCGACCCCGAAAAAACCGAAGCGAUCCGGAAACUGCCUGUUCCGGCGUCACUCAGCGAGCUCAGGGCCUUGUUCGGGAUGCUAAACCAUCUCAUGAAGUUUCUGCCGGGGCUGUCCGAAAUCAGCAAACCUUUGCGGGAUCUGCUUGCAUCCGACGCCGCGUGGAUCUGGGGCCCACAACAGCAACGUGCGUUUGACAGCUUGAAAGACCAGCUCACAAGAACGCCUGUGCUGACGUACUACGAUCCCGGUCGUCCGCACACUCUCUCAGUGGAUGCGUCUUCGGCCCUGACGUCCACGGAACAGCGGUACGCGCAGGUGGAGAAGGAGGCCUUGGCUAUCACAUGGGCGUGCGAAAAGUUCCGAAUGUACGUUCUCGGCCUCCGUUUUCACGUCGAAACCGACCACAAGCCGCUGGUGCCCAUCUUUUCGACAAAGCGGCUGGACGAUCUGACGCCUAGGCUACAGCGGAUGAGGUUACGUACCAUGGAGUACGAUUUCUCUAUUGAUCACGUGCCAGGAAAGAACCUGCACACCGCAGAUGUUCUCUCGAGGAACCCUGCGCAGCUUCCCCGGGCUUCGAUUACGAAGCCCUUGCCAUCGAAAGCCUGCCGGCGUCCAACAGCAUGCUGUCGCGCAUUAGACAAGCUCAGGAGGCAGACAGGACUCUGCCAGUUGGUGACUCAAUACAGCGCUACACAGUGGCCAGAAACAAGAGAUCUCUCUCCUGAAGUUCGUCUAUACGCAAGCGUUGCAGCCGAGCUCUCCGUUGUGGACGGUCUUCUCCUUAGGGGCGCCCGUCUGGUCAUACCUCCUUCGCUUCGGCAUGAAGUUCUCGAGAAACUAUACGUGGGCCAUCAAGGCGUUUCAAGGUGCCGCGCUAACGCUCGCGAGACAGUCUGGUGGCCAGGAAUCAGCGCUAACCUUCAAGACUUCGUGCAGAAGUGCCCAACCUGCCAGGCACACAGGCGGCCAGGCGCCGAACCGUUGCUUCAGACUCCGCUUCCGGCAAGACCGUGGGAGGCAAUCGGCAUGGACAUUUUCUACGCCAAGUCCCGGAACUACCUAGUCGUUGUCGAUUACUUUUCCAAAUUCUUUGAGCUAGCGCCACUGAAGAAAACUGCAACCGAAGACGUCAUCUCGAAGCUAGAGCCGAUAUUUGCAAGAUUUUGGGUUCCCGACGUGAUCCGCUCGGACAACGGACCACAGUUUACGUCGCACGACUUCAAACGGUUCCUGUCCAAACACGACAUCAGGCACGUGACGUGGAGCCCCUAUUAUCCCCAGGGCAACGGUCAGGCGGAACGAACAGUGCAGACGGCGAAGAUGCUACUUGCAAAAUCGCCCAAUGUGCACCAGGCGCUUCUAGCACACCGGUCUACGCCUGUACAGUGCGGUUACUCGCCUGCCGAGCUGCUGAUGGGACGAAAGAUCAAGUCUACUGUGCUGACGACGCCCGACAAUCUUAUUCCACAGUGGAGCCACUUGACCGAGUACAGGAAGGCGUACCACGAGGCGCAGAAGUCUCAAGCGUCCACGUACGACACUCGACGGAGGGCGUGCGAACGUCAGGAGCUGCCCAGCGAAACACACGUUAGGAUCCUGUCUGGAGCAGCAACACACGGUACGAUUUUGGGCACAGGCUCUACUCCGAGGUCCUACGUCGUCCAAACAAGUGCUGGGGUCGCAAGGCGCACAAGCAGGCACUUGCAGGCGGAUUCGAGCUCUCAUCGGGAUGACCAGGCGAUCCAGCAGCGCCACAGUGAUCAAACAACGGGGAAGACCUCCCACGCAUCUCAAAACCAGGCUGAGGGACUGAGAACAAGAAAAAUCUCCACCGAUGCCCCUGUAAUGCCUGACGCAUCGGGCGCAGCCUUUUACGUCACCCAUACAGACCAUGAACAGGCCUACACGCUGCCUUACCCCAUGUCGCCCACCAAGGCUGAAGUCUUCGGCACCUUUACCCCUGGGAUACAUUGUUCCUUGCCGCCUAGAAAAUGGGUCAUCCUCAUCGACAGCAAGGCGUCCCUCCUCCUCUUUAUGUUGUCCCGCCCCAACGUCAUACAGGAUAUACGCAGCCUGAUCACACAGACGUACAACAGGCUCCGCGACAAUGGUCAUGUUUUGUACCUCCAAUGGGGGCCCGGUCACGUGGGCCUGACCGGCGGUCUUCUCAACAUUAUCGAACUGUCUCCUGACAUGGCGGUACGCUGCCCGAGGGGGCAACUGUACGGCCUGGGACGACUUCAUAGGGAACUGUGCCCUCAAAAGUUCGAGGAGACACUGCGGCCCUUCUCUACUUCUAAUACCUUGCGAAUCACGCGGGAAACCAUCACUGAAGGUUCGGUGCCUAGUUCCUCCGAGGACUCGCUAGGCGGUGACGCUCCUCUCGCAGCAUUCAACGACCUGACAUAUCACGACGCCGCUCCAGCUCCGCACCACUCUCAACGAGCCCUAGUCGCUCUCACUGCGUCGCGCCGCCUCAUGCUUCGUCACGGUCCUCCUCGGUCAUUCACCAGCGGCAUGUUCCCGGGCCACACACUCCUGUACCGGUACACCGCUGUCGACCGCACCACCUGCAUCUCCUACGCUAGCGGUCCAAGAACACUGCCCGUCUCGCCUUCCCACGAGGCUUCUAUACAAUAUGCUGGCACCUCAUCCAGAUGCGGUCAAGAGGCCCCGGGACUAACGUUCCACCGGAGGCAGGCACCAGGCCACACUGAGUUUUACUCCCGGUCUUCCUGUGCUUCACGAUGGUCCUCCCUGGCACUCUCCUUGGCGACAACAUUAGGAGCACACUGCUCACGAUCCGGUUGCUGUUCUGUCGCCGUCCUGUCUGCGUCGCAUCGGCCUACCUGCCUGCUCUCCGCUUCGGUGCGUCCCUGGAACCUGCCCGGCAAGCGCUUGUCCGCACCAUCCAUUCGCUACUUCGACCCAUUCAGCACAAGACGCAAGUCCAGCCGUUCCUCUGCCACGUAUCGCUCUUCUUUCUCCUCUUCACGUAUCGACGCGGACCUGAACAGCUCUACACCGCUCCGCGUCUGA
Molecule: messenger RNA, 5004 nt
Organism: Ornithodoros turicata
Lineage: Eukaryota; Metazoa; Arthropoda; Arachnida; Ixodida; Argasidae
Exons: 5
Coding region: 1-5004 (1667 amino acids)
Biological process (GO): DNA integration
Molecular function (GO): nucleic acid binding; zinc ion binding
Source: RefSeq, a predicted model, not a curated record